Molecule: messenger RNA, 2004 nt
Organism: Astrephomene gubernaculifera
Lineage: Eukaryota; Viridiplantae; Chlorophyta; Chlorophyceae; Chlamydomonadales; Astrephomenaceae
Source: the annotation of a GenBank genome assembly
AUUGGUUUGAGUGUGAGGUGGAGGUGCCCUACGAGGCGGUGGCGAUGAACUUUGUCAUCAACUACUAUGAGCACUAUGACAACAACGGCGGGGCGGACUUCAAGGCCCCGCUGUUCCUGCCCGCCAGCGCCCCCUCCCUGGACGCAUGGCAGGCGGGGCUGGCGGAGGCGCUGCGGCAGCGGGAGGUGGCGCGGAGGAGCGAGGCAGCGCGGGCGGCGGAGGAGCGGGAGCGCAGGGCGGAGGAGAAGAAGAGGCGGGCGCAGGAGCUCGUCAAGGCUGUGGAGCGGCGCAAGGUGCGCCACGUGCUGUUCACGCAGCCCGAGGUGGUGCCCGCGGGCGGCGAGGUGACGGUGCACUACUGCCCCCGAGACACGCCGCUGGCGGGCCGGCAGCAGCUGUAUCUGAUGGGCGGGUGGAACCGGUGGAGCCACCGCAGGAGCUUCGGACCCAUUGCCAUGCACCCGCCGGGGGAGGGCGGGGAGCACUGGCAGGCCACGGUGCAGGUGCCCAAGGACGCCUUCAAGAUGGACUUUGUGUUCGCCGACGUGCCCGGCGGGGAGGGGGUGUACGACAACCGGGGCGGCUUCGACUACCACCUGCCGGUGGAGGGCAGCCCCAUUCGUGAGCAGCCGCUGCACAUCUGCCACAUCGCGGUGGAGAUGGCGCCCAUUGCAAAGGUGGGCGGUCUGGGCGAUGUUGUCACCGCGCUGGGUCGAGCCGUACAAGAACAAGGGCAUCUGGUGGAGGUGGUGCUGCCGCGGUACGACUUCUUCACGCACUCGCCCGUCCUCAAGGACCAGCUGCGCUUCGAGACGGAGUUCGAGUGGGGAGGCACGCGCGUGUACGUGACCACGGCGGUGGUGGAGAACCUGCGGGUGUUCUUCAUUGAGCCGAGGAAUGGGUUCUUUGCAACGCCCACUGUGUAUGGCAGGUACGAUGACGAGGUGCGGUUCGACUUCUUCUGCAAGGCGGCUCUGGAGUUCCUUCUCAAGACGGGUCGCCAACCCGACAUCCUGCACUGCCACGACUGGAGCACCGCACACGUGGCGGCGGCCUACUGGCGCGACUACCACCCUUAUGGCCUGCACAAGCCGCGCGUGGUGUUCACCAUCCACAACCUGAACUACGGCCAGAAGAAGAUCGGGGAGGCGGCACACGCCUGCCAGAAGUUCACAACCGUGUCACCCACCUACGCAUUCGAGGUUGGCGCCAACCCCGUCAUCGCGCCCCACGCGCACAAGUUCCUGGGUAUUCGCAACGGCAUCGACCCCGAGCUGUGGAGCCCCGAGGAGAACCCCUUCCUGCCGCAGGGGUACGGACCGGAGAACGUGGUGGAGGGAAAGAAGGCGGCGCGGCAGGCUCUCCGCCAGCGUCUGGGCCUCACCACCUGGAACGACAAGUUCAUCGUGGCCGUGGUGUCCCGACUCACAGGACAGAAGGGCGUCCCGCUCAUCAAACACGCAGCCUUCCGCACGCUGGACCGGGGCGGGCAGUUCGUGCUGCUGGGGUCGGCGCCCGACCCACGGGUCCAAGCCGACUUCGACGCGCUGGCGGGGCAGAUGGGCGGGCAGGACGCGGCGUUUUGCUUCAAGUACGACGAGCCGCUGAGUCACCUGAUCUACGCGGCCGCGGAUAUGGUGGUGGUGCCGUCCAUGUUUGAGCCCUGCGGACUUACGCAGAUGAUCGCCAUGCGGUACGGCUCCGUACCCAUCGUACGGCACACGGGCGGCCUGCGUGACACGGUGUUUGACGUGGACUUUGACAAGGAGCGGGCGGCGUGGGAGCUGUACGGCAGCUCGGACUGGCGGCGGGACGGUAUUGAUGCCACCAACGGCUUUGCAUUCACGGGCACCGACGCCCCCGCGCUGGACUACGCCCUCAAUCGCGCCAUCGACGCCUGGUACAACGACCGGGCCUGGUUCCAGGGGCUGCAGCGCCGGGUGAUGGAGCAGGACUGGAGCUGGAACCGUCCCGCCAUUGACUACAUCGAGCUGUACUUCUCGG